Aspergillus vadensis CBS 113365 is the source of this 822-nucleotide messenger RNA. RefSeq lists its product as uncharacterized. Lineage: Eukaryota; Fungi; Ascomycota; Eurotiomycetes; Eurotiales; Aspergillaceae. The record is from RefSeq and is a predicted model, not a curated record. The transcript has a single exon. The annotation marks the transcript as partial.
GCAUUCUCAUUCCUCAAGCUCUGCAUGCUCUCGGGACGCUUCUCUGAAUGGGCAUUCGACAACAUGAUGGCUUCAAUGCUGCAUUUCCGUGUCCUCGGAUACUACCGCGACCAUGCACGGGGCCGUUUACCGGCAGGUGUAUACGGAAGCCGGAUGACAAGCUUGACGGCUCAUCGGUACGUCGACCUAGGACUGUUCUUUGCCGUGGCGUCUGCCUCCGUGUGGACGAAGCAGCAAGUCAACAAGGCAGAGUACACGUUGUUGAGUAUCGCCUGCACGCUUAUCAACGACCUGGUGGACCUCCGUAGCGAUACCGCACGGAAGCAGCGCGAGAAUGUUGUUCUGCGCGGAGUACGAGGGAAUCUGUGCGAGUACUUGGACCGAGUGAUGUUUGAGUGUGUUGAGACAGCUACGCUUGCUGUUCAGACGAAUCCGACGUGCGCGUAUGUCUUGAUGGCAUUUAGUAACUGGGCUGUGAUGAGCUCGCAUCAUAAGGUGUAUGAGGUAAGUACGCAGGUCUCUGAGGCUGGGAAGCAGGAUGAAUGUCUAUCACGGUCAAGGGACCAUCGGCGGGCGUAUCGGGGGCUUUUGGAAGCGUUGGCCCCGUAUGGGACUUUAGGGAAGGAGGCUCCUAGGGUAGGGCAGACGCGGGCGGAGUUGGAUUUCCGGUAUGGAGUAUGUCGGUCUUCGUCUACUUUGCAUGCGGCGUGGUUGGCGGAUAUCACGAGAAGUCUUUUGGAGCCGCGGACUUUGAGGAGGAUUGUGGAUGUAGUACAUUUUGAGUGGACAGGGUGUGAAGGUGAGGUGGAUUAUUGCCCGUGA